Messenger RNA from Stylonychia lemnae, 1821 nucleotides. NCBI's taxonomy places the organism in Eukaryota, Ciliophora, Spirotrichea, Sporadotrichida, Oxytrichidae. The record is from the annotation of a GenBank genome assembly.
AUGAUUCUGAUUUUCCUGAAUACAGUAAAAUCCUUAUGCAUAUUAACAGGAACAUACACUUAGCUUCCAAAAGAAAAACAUAAGCUGGUUUAAGCUGGUCAGAAGAUUUUCAAGCAGGCUGAUGUUGAUAAUAGUGACAGUUUAUCAGUAGAUGAAAUCAAACAUUGGGUAGAGAGUAGGAAAGUAUUUGUUGAAUUUAUUGAAAGAUUUGAGCCUAAAACCAAGAUAUACUAUGAACCGUGGAUUUAUCAGAACUUCCCUGAGAUUAAGAUUAAUGAAAUGAAAAAGGAACCACUUAAUACAAUGGGUACGCUUGAGAAUAUCAUGAAGGAAACGUUCUCAGUUAAACAGAAGCAAAGAAAGAAGGUUUUCAGGCAUUUCAUUAAGUCUUAAGAAACUAUUGACCCAUUGGAUGAUAAUAAUAUUUUCAAUGAGAGGCUCUUAAGUAUGUAAAAAAAGUAAUCAAAUAUUGGAUCAGAUGUGAACUUAAUUGACAAUAAUGACUUUGGAGUAGGGUAAUAAUAGCAGCAUCUUUUGAUGACUCAAAAAUCAAGUGGAAUUAACUUUGGUGGAGGUAAAAUAUAGUCUCCUGGUGGUUUUAUGACUCAGAGAAACAAAUCAUCAGGAAAUAUGUUUGCUGGUAGAAGGUAAUAUCUUGCAGACAACAAACACAAGAUUAAUGUUCUUUGCAUUCAAGGCAGAACAUACUCCAAGAAUGACAUCAUUGAGCUCAAAAGGUUUUACGAUAUUAUGGACAGAGAAAACAAAGGAUUUAUCACUUAUGAGGACUAUGCUAGGAACUUCAAACUAAUGUCAAACUCUCAAAAGCAUGCAAAGAAUGUUUUUGAAACAUUGGAUAAAGCUAAAAAAGGAUAAAUUAGUUUGGAGUAAUUUGUAAGAGUGAGUAUCCCUCAUAUUCAGGACAAAGAUCUAAGAGUUGUGUUUGAAUGGAUGAAGCAACCAAACAAAUACAAUGAGGGUUUCGUUUUAUAAAGUGCGCCGAGAGUGUAGCCUGCAAGUCUAAGCAGAUCACCAGCUAAAGAAUCUGAUAAAUUUGCAUCAUUAAAUGCCUAAUUAAGUCUGUAAAAAGUAAUCCCAAAGUAAAAUGUCAAGGAAUUUUUAAGAAUUUUUGAUAUUUACAACAAAGAUAAGAGUGGAUAGAUGUCCAUAGAAGACUUGAAAAAAUUCCUUAUGGACACCUACUAGAAAGAAGAAGUUGUUGAAUAAGUGCUACAGAGGAAAUUUCUUCACUGGGGUUUCAACGGUUCUCCAAAUUAUAAAGCAUCUCUCACUCACACAGCUUCAUUAGUUAACUUUGAAAUUGAGCCGUUCGAUUUAGGCUAAAAAAACACGAAGUUAAGAAUGAACACUGUGACUCAAUGGAAUACGACAAGGUAAUAAUAAGAUUUUGGAGAAACUAAUAACAACAUGAAUGAUGAUGAGCGCAGUGACUUUAGUGAAAUAGUUGAGAGAUAAUAUCUAGAAAAGUAUAAUAAAAAAUAGGUCGUUGACAUAGAAUAAUUUUUGUCAAUCAUUGUUCCACCUGAUGGUUACAUUUCAACUAACGCAAUGAAUAAAAUCAGGAAGAGCUAUUAGAAGAGACUAAUAAUGUACUAGAAAAAAUAAAUAGAUAAUUUGAAAAUAAAGAUUAGACAGGCUAACAAGCAAAAAAAUAUUGUCUAUACUGGUAACCAUAAAGAUGAGAAAUCUGUUAUUCGCUAGAACUUUGGUUAGAUGAUAUAAUAACGGAAAAUUAGUGCUUUUAACCCCUUAGUAAUUUAUGAUGCAGAAAGUAAUGAGAACUUAAUUGAUAAUUUAUGA